AUGGUUGAGAAGGGGUGUGAGAGAUGCAGGGAAUGGAAGGAGCACUACUACUGGGAGCACAUGGAUAUGAGCAAGAUCCGCUUCUUCAAGCUCAUGACUGGGGAUUUCUCCCGGGGCAUUAGGAUACCGGACAAGUUUGCAAAGAAUUUCAAGGGACAGAUCACAGAAGAGGUUCAGCUGAAAUCACCUAGUAGUGCUGAAACAUGGCACAUCGGUGUAGAGAAGCAUGGUGAUGAGCUGUUCUUCAUGUCAGGAUGGAAGGAUUUUGCCAAGGCUCAUGAGCUGCAGGAGAAUGAUCUCGUGCUCUUCACUUGCUGUGGAAACUCUUCCUUUGAGGUCCUAGUCUUCGAAGCGAGUGGCUGUGAGAAAGUGUCUUCCCUGUUUGGCAAUGGAAUUGGUCCUGAUAUGUGCAAACAAUUCAAUGAUAUAGUGGGUCAACAUGGUGAGCAUCACUCUGUGACUGUGAGCGAUUCUGAGGAUACCAUUGCGCCGUCGCAGCUGGUUGGAUCCCCUCACAACGCUUCUCCUUUGAAGGAACCCAGUGGGAAGGCUAGACCAAGUGAAUAUGAAUCACCAAACGCCAACAACUUUAUUGUCAAGCAUGUGGCAACUGGCGAAGAGGAUAGUGAUGAUGGAUAUGCUAACUCUAACUACUACUCGAAGUUUGCCAAUCGACUAAGAGAUGAGGAAAAGGAGGAAAUAAUAGAUUUGGCUUCCAUCCGACCAAACAAUCCUGUAUUUGUGACAGUUCUGAUGAAAAACCAUGUUCAGCGCAGAAACAACCAUCUGGUCAUCCCAAGUAAAUUUGCUGCUGAUCAUCUUGGGGAAAGAGCACAUGAUAUCAUACUUCGUAGGCCAAAUAGGAAAGAGAAAUGGCUUGUCAGCUACUAUUACUCAUGCCGCACCCGGUGUUUCCACAACUUACCGUUGUUUAAGUUUAUGAGCGAAAACAAGCUUCGUGAGGGUGACAUCUGCGUCUUUGAGCUGAUGAAAGGCAAAAGGAGAGUGACGAUGACUGUCCAUGCCAUCAGAAAGGCCAAUGACCGGUUUAUUCUGCUGUUCAAGUUCUAA
Molecule: messenger RNA, 1071 nt
Organism: Miscanthus lutarioriparius
Lineage: Eukaryota; Viridiplantae; Streptophyta; Magnoliopsida; Poales; Poaceae
Source: the annotation of a GenBank genome assembly